This is a messenger RNA of Gopherus evgoodei (Goodes thornscrub tortoise), 973 nucleotides long. It is a transcript of the gene POU2AF3, whose product is annotated as colorectal cancer associated 2. The transcript is spliced from 3 exons. Gene Ontology annotation, cellular component: cytoplasm. The record is from RefSeq and is a predicted model, not a curated record. The coding region runs from base 174 to 746 and encodes 190 amino acids. Lineage: Eukaryota; Metazoa; Chordata; Testudines; Testudinidae.
AGACGCACAUAACCUUUUUCAGGCUGGUAAAUCUUUCUCUUUCUUUCUUUUGGGUGCAUGUUUUUUGCCCCACUGUCCAGUUAAACACUUUGCUCCCAUUCCUGCAAACACUUACACAUGAAAGUAAUGUUACACAUGCUAGCACUCCCAUUGAGAUCAACAGGACUACCUGCAUGGCACCUUAUUUUGAUGAAGAACCUGUCUCUUCUGCCCCCAACUAUUUCCAGCCACGGCAGUUUCCAAAUUGCAUUUCCUGUGAAGAAAACCCAAGUUAUUUGGAGCAACUUUUUGAUACCUAUUUUCAGACAGAGCCGCCCAUGGACCCAUCCCUGAGUGCUCUCCAGGCAUCUACCCACUAUAACCCAGACACCUUCCAGUCAACCCCUCUCUGCUUUAACCAGAGCUUGGUUCCUGGAUCUCCUGCCUCAUCUGACCUGUCCAGCCCAUUAGACUAUAGCUACUCCCCAUCUCAGCUGCCUUCUUUUCCUCCACUGAACUACAGCCCUCUUUCUCCUCUAGAUACCACAAACUACGGCUACCCUCUAGAGGAAUGCUCACAUCCGCAGUACAGCUGCUCCCCCACGGCCUGUUACUGCUCAUCCUGUGGCUCAGAGCACCUGGAUACAUUCAGAGUAUCAGAAUAUUUCCCCUACCCAACUGCAGACUGUAUGGACUGUCCUGGCACCAUGACAAUGGCAGAUGACUUCUUUAGAAGGGAUAGAAACUACGACAUCUGCUACAGUUAAUGGAGAUGAUGGUUUUAUAUAUAUGUACAUACGUACAGGUAUCCAAAUCAGCUAACGGCCUAUGAACUAUGCAAAACAUCAUUGUCUAACACAAAGUUCAGUUUACUCUACACUACUUAGCCUAGUAUGCUCCAGGUGUUAAUUUAGUCCCCCUGGGUAACAAUGUUUUAAGAUCCUCAGCAUUGCUACGGUUGUCCUAAUGUGUUGUAUUUCAUUAGAAAAAACAA